AGUCUACGAUGUUGUUCCACUUCGGUCUGAAUGCCAUGUAACGCUUUGACAACAUGGACGCAGAGGAGGCUCAGCCUAUUAGAACCCAUUCCUCUCUGUCUCUCUCUCAAUUUCAACACCAACACCAACCCCAAUAUUCUACUUCACCUUCCUAUUUCUACUUUUUUCUCAUUCUUUUUUCAACCCUUCCUGGCUUCUGCACACAAUCUGGGCUAUCCAUCUGUUUGUUUUUUGUUCUGCUGAUUUUUCGUUUUGAACUCCAGAGAAAAAUAAACUUACAUGGUCUGGUUUCCACUGCAGCAGACCACUCAAGAUCCAUCUGGGAGUGGAGCUUGAUAUGAUCACUGAUAUAGGGGAAUAAGACCUUAUUAAUUUUAAAAAUGCUAAAUUUUGGCAGGACCAGAAGUCAGGCACGGGCAACCAGAUCUAUGUCAUUGGGAGGCAUGGAUUAUGUGGAUCCAAAACGGAAGGGCAAUUUUGUUGGAAAAGUUUUUCUAGCUGCUGCAUUGACGGUAUUAUGCAUUAUUAUGAUCAAGAGAUCUCCAUCUUUGAACUCCCCUAGUCCGUUUUCCGUCUAUGAACCAGGUGUCACUCACGUUUUAGUGACAGGAGGUGCAGGCUAUAUUGGCUCUCAUGCUACCCUACGACUUCUGAAGGAAUUUUAUCGUGUCACCAUAGUGGAUAAUCUGUCACGAGGAAAUUUGGGUGCAGUUAGAGUUCUUCAAGACUUGUUUCCAGAACCUGGAAGGCUUCAAUUUAUAUAUGCUGACUUAGGAGAUGCAAAAUCUGUUAAUAAAAUAUUUUCAGAGAAUAAAUUUGAUGCCGUGAUGCACUUUGCUGCAGUUGCAUAUGUGGGAGAAAGCACACUUGACCCUCUUAAGUAUUAUCACAAUAUUACUUCAAAUACCUUGUUAGUAUUGGAGUCUAUGGCUAAAUAUGGUGUGAAAACAUUGAUAUACUCUAGUACAUGUGCAACAUAUGGGGAACCUGAAAAGAUGCCCAUUACAGAGGAAACAGAACAGAAACCAAUUAAUCCAUACGGGAAAGCCAAGAAGAUGGCAGAAGAUAUCAUUCUUGAUUUCUCUAAAAAUUCUAAGAUGGCAGUAAUGAUUCUGAGAUACUUCAAUGUGAUUGGAUCAGAUCCCGAGGGCAGAUUAGGUGAGGCUCCAAGACCUGAACUUCGAGAACAUGGUCGAAUUUCAGGUGCCUGCUUUGAUGCAGCUCGUGGUAUUACAUCUGGCUUAAAGGUAAGAGGAACUGACUACAAGACCCCUGAUGGAACAUGCAUAAGAGACUACAUUGAUGUAACUGACUUGGUUGAUGCUCAUGUCAAAGCUCUUGAAAAGGCACAACCUGGUAAAGUAGGGAUCUACAAUGUUGGCACUGGAAAGGGUCGAUCAGUGAAGGAGUUUGUUGAUGCUUGUAAAAAGGCUACAGGGGUGAACAUCAAAGUAGACUUCCUUCCUCGUAGGCCUGGUGAUUAUGCUGAAGUGUAUAGUGACCCAUCUAAGAUCAACCACGAAUUGAAUUGGACUGCACAAUACACUGACCUUGAGAAGAGUUUACAAGUUGCGUGGAAAUGGCAAAAGUCUCAUCGUGAUGGUUAUGGCAUUUCAUCUGCAAUCUGAAGUUUCUAGGCUACUCACAUGCAUGGGCUGAGGAUUUUUUUUGUUCUUAGGGAGUUGGUAGUUCAUUCGUUAUACUUACUACAUGUAUUCAACAUAUAAUGAUUCAAUAAUACAAUGCUCAGGCUCUGGUAUAGCUUUUCUAUCUUUUGUUUCUGACCAAUGCAGCUUUGACUAGACUAUGGCACAGUAGAAUGCCACCAAAUAAAGUGCAAUAAUGUAUACAG
This is a messenger RNA of Abrus precatorius (Indian licorice), 1852 nucleotides long. Its product is annotated as UDP-arabinose 4-epimerase 1-like. Gene Ontology annotation, cellular component: cytosol. Gene Ontology annotation, biological process: beta-D-galactose catabolic process via UDP-galactose, Leloir pathway. Gene Ontology annotation, molecular function: UDP-glucose 4-epimerase activity. Bases 381 to 1628 code for a protein of 415 amino acids. The record is from RefSeq and is a predicted model, not a curated record. Lineage: Eukaryota; Viridiplantae; Streptophyta; Magnoliopsida; Fabales; Fabaceae. The transcript is spliced from 11 exons.